Messenger RNA from Bursaphelenchus okinawaensis, 513 nucleotides. Lineage: Eukaryota; Metazoa; Nematoda; Chromadorea; Rhabditida; Aphelenchoididae. The record is from the annotation of a GenBank genome assembly.
AUGUCGGACGUUCCAAAGGUCUACGAAGUUGAAGCUAUAUUGAAAGACAGAGUUGUGAAAGGAGAAAAAGAGUAUUUCGUUAAGUGGAAAGGCUUCGACAGUAAGGACAACACUUGGGAACCCAUCGAUAGCUUGUUUCAGGUAUGAUAAUAUACUUUUUGAAUUUUUUGUUGGUUUUUAGUGUCAAAGACUUCUGAAGGUCUACAAAUUGAAGAAGGAAGAAGAAAAGGAAAGAGAGAGAGAAAAAAAAGAAAAAGACAGAGAUGAAGAGGAAGAAAAAAGGGAAAAGCAAAGGGCGAAGGUGAAGAAGAUGGUGGAAAGUCCUUCGACUUCGAUCAGGCAUCGUAGGCCUAGGCUUUAAUGCUUUUAUUUUCUUUUUAGGUAACAAUUAGUGAAUAAUUUUGUUUUUUACGAUGUUUGAUGUUAUAAAAAUUGUAAAUUAAUGUUUUACUUCUAGAAUUUAAAUUCAUUCAAAGUAAUUUUAAUAUUUUAGAUCCGCUGGUAACCCAAUAA